This is a messenger RNA of Lynx canadensis (Canada lynx), 5014 nucleotides long. RefSeq names its product CCR4-NOT transcription complex subunit 2 (gene CNOT2). NCBI's taxonomy places the organism in Eukaryota, Metazoa, Chordata, Mammalia, Carnivora, Felidae. Gene Ontology annotation, biological process: nuclear-transcribed mRNA poly(A) tail shortening; regulation of stem cell population maintenance; regulation of DNA-templated transcription. The transcript has 16 exons. Bases 497 to 2119 code for a protein of 540 amino acids. Gene Ontology annotation, cellular component: CCR4-NOT core complex; P-body. The record is from RefSeq and is a predicted model, not a curated record.
UGGACCCCGGGGCCCGCCUCGGACCCAGGGCCCGUGCCCAGUGCAGCGCGACCCGGUCUCAGGGGACCUGCAGCGGCCGCAGAGGCCCUGCUCGCUAUAACGGCCGCGAAGAAGCGACGAGCCUCCCCGUGAGUCGGUGGAAGACAUGCUGAAAGCCGCGGGGAAGAAGGUGAGGGAGUGAAGCGCCUCUCCCCACCCUUUCUCGAACGCGCGGGAAGCCGCCUACCCACCCCCAACCCUGUCCGGUCGGCAAUCGCCGCUCCCACCUUCCGCCGCCGCUUUGAGUGAAGCCGGAACGACGGGGGUCACGGCAGGGGUCAGAGGGUAAAGGUCUUGCUCCCAGCAGCCUCCGCGGUGGAUACGUCGCCAUCUUGGAUCCGCGGGACAAGAAAAUUCAUGCGAGGGAGAACUGGUGGGCGGUCCUUCCUGUGACACGACCCUUGAGUGACAGUUCUAUUUGAUUGCCUCCAGUACUGUGAGGAAAGGACACGACUCUAUGGUGAGGACUGAUGGACAUACAUUAUCUGAGAAAAGAAACUACCAGGUGACAAACAGCAUGUUUGGUGCUUCAAGAAAGAAGUUUGUAGAGGGGGUCGACAGUGACUACCAUGAUGAAAACAUGUACUACAGCCAGUCUUCUAUGUUUCCACAUCGGUCAGAAAAAGAUAUGCUGGCAUCACCAUCUACGUCAGGUCAGCUGUCUCAGUUUGGGGCAAGUUUAUACGGGCAACAAAGUGCACUAGGCCUUCCAAUGAGGGGGAUGAGCAACAAUACCCCUCAGUUAAAUCGCAGCUUAUCACAAGGCACUCAGUUACCGAGCCACGUCACGCCAACAACAGGGGUACCAACAAUGUCACUUCACACGCCUCCAUCUCCAAGCAGGGGUAUUUUGCCUAUGAAUCCUAGGAAUAUGAUGAACCACUCCCAGGUUGGUCAGGGCAUUGGAAUUCCUAGCAGGACAAAUAGCAUGAGCAGUUCAGGGUUAGGUAGCCCCAACAGAAGCUCGCCAAGCAUAAUAUGUAUGCCAAAGCAGCAGCCUUCUCGACAGCCUUUUACUGUGAACAGUAUGUCUGGAUUUGGAAUGAACAGGAAUCAGGCAUUUGGAAUGAAUAACUCCUUAUCAAGUAACAUUUUUAAUGGAACAGAUGGAAGCGAAAAUGUGACAGGAUUGGACCUUUCAGAUUUUCCAGCGUUAGCAGACCGAAACAGAAGAGAAGGAAGUGGUAACCCAACUCCAUUAAUAAACCCCUUGGCUGGAAGAGCUCCUUAUGUGGGAAUGGUAACAAAACCAGCAAAUGAGCAAUCCCAGGACUUCUCAAUACACAAUGAAGAUUUUCCAGCAUUACCUGGUUCCAGCUAUAAAGAUCCAACGUCAAGUAAUGAUGACAGUAAAUCUAAUUUGAAUACAUCUGGCAAGACAACUUCAAGUACAGAUGGACCCAAAUUCCCUGGAGAUAAAAGUUCAACAACGCAAAAUAAUAACCAGCAGAAAAAAGGGAUCCAGGUGUUACCUGAUGGUCGGGUUACUAACAUUCCUCAAGGGAUGGUGACGGACCAAUUUGGAAUGAUUGGCCUGUUAACAUUUAUCAGGGCAGCAGAGACAGACCCAGGAAUGGUACAUCUUGCAUUAGGAAGUGACUUAACAACAUUAGGCCUCAAUCUGAACUCUCCUGAAAAUCUUUACCCCAAAUUUGCAUCACCCUGGGCAUCUUCACCUUGUCGACCUCAAGACAUAGACUUCCAUGUUCCAUCUGAGUACUUAACGAACAUUCACAUUAGGGAUAAGCUGGCUGCAAUAAAACUUGGCCGAUACGGAGAAGACCUUCUCUUCUAUCUCUAUUACAUGAAUGGAGGAGACGUAUUACAACUUUUAGCUGCAGUAGAGCUUUUUAACCGUGAUUGGAGAUACCACAAAGAAGAACGAGUAUGGAUUACCAGGGCACCAGGCAUGGAGCCAACAAUGAAAACCAAUACAUAUGAGAGGGGAACAUAUUACUUCUUUGACUGUCUUAACUGGAGGAAAGUAGCUAAGGAGUUUCAUCUGGAAUACGACAAAUUAGAAGAGCGGCCUCACCUGCCAUCCACCUUCAACUACAACCCUGCUCAGCAAGCCUUCUAAACAAAGACUUCCCUUUUCUUGGGGUAUGGCUGUCUCAGCACAAUACUCGACAUAACUGCAGAACUGAUGUGGCUCAGGCACCCUGGUUUUAAUUCCUUGAGGAUCUGGCAAUUGGCUUAUGCAAAGGGUCACCAUUUGAGGUCCUGCCUUACUAAUUAUGUGCUGCCCAACAACUAAAUUUAUACUUUGUUUUUCUCUAGUUCGAGCAGGGUCUGAAUUUUUUUCAUUUAUUUUCUUUUUUGCCAGCAGACAGACUUGGGUCUGUAAAGACAAGCAAGUACACUGACAGAAGUUUACCAUUUAGUUUCUAAAAUGUAAAAAAAAAACCCACAAAAGACUCCACAAAAUUAGACCACAAAAUUUGCAUUGUUCAUUGUAGCACUAUUGGUAAUAAAAUAACAAAUGUUUGUGCAUUUUUAUGUGAAGAUCCUUCUCGUAUUUCAUUUGGAAAGAUGAGCAAGGUCUGCUUCCUUCAUUUUACUUCCCCUUCUGUUUUUGAAAGGCAGUUUCGCCAAGCUUAACGCAAGAAUAUCUGACUGUUUAGAAGAAAGAUAUUGCCACAAUCUCUGGAUGGUUUCCAGGGUUGUGUUAUUACUGAGCUUCAUCUUUCCAGAAUGAGCAAAACACUGUCCAGUCUUUGUUACGAUUUUGUAAUAAAUGUGUACAUUUUUUUUAAAUUUUUGGACAUCACAUGAAUAAAGGUAUGUAUGUACGAAUGUGUAUAUAUUAUAUAUAUGACAUCUAUUUUGGAAAAUGUUUGCCCUGCUGUACCUCAUUUUUAGGAGGUGUGCAUGGAUGCAAUAUAUGAAAAUGGGACAUUCUGGAACUGCUGGUCAGGGGACUUUGUCGCCCUGUGCACUAAAGGGCCAGAUUUUCAGCAGCCAAGGACAUCCAUACCCAAGUGAAUGUGAUGGGACUUAACGAAGUGAACUGAGACAAUUCACUCUGGCUGUUUGAACAGCAGCGUUUCAUAGGAAGAGAAAAAAAGAUCAAUCUUGUAUUUUCUGACCACAUAAAGGCUUCUUCUCUUUGUAAUAAAGUAGAAAAGCUCUCCUCACUGCAGUGUUGACUUUGAUUUGAAAUUGUGAAAUUAUUUCUUCAACAUGAAAAAUAGACCCCCUGCCCCCAAAACCCUCAAGUUUUACAAAUAUCUAACUGAAUGGCGUGACUAAACAAUUUAAAAUGUAGUCUUUUUUUUCAGCUUUUGACAAGUAAUUUGAUGGCACCAUAUACCAUUUUACUUGUAGCUUAAAAAUGCAGAUGUAUUUGUAGUUAUUAACCAAGUUCAAAACAGAAACUAUUUUUUAAAAGAGUUAACGGCUGCAUUAGAGAUAAAGUUUCCUGAACACUUGUGGGACCAGGCAAAAUACUUUUGGGAGAAAUUUAGGAGAAAUGUCUUGAUAGACCUUUGAGAUUUACCUUUAAGAAGUAAUAUGCAAAUUAAGGUAAGCCAAAAGGGAGUGAGGUAGACUUUACCUUCAGUUUGGAUAUUUCACAUUUACAAAUUGAUGGAUUCUUUUCCAUCUAAAGACAAAUACUGUUUUUAAAAAUGUCUGAAGACUGCAGCUACAGACACUAGAGAUAGUAAAAAAGGCAGUGAAUUUUGAUUCUCUAAAUUUUCAUUUUUAACCUAUUUUUCUAUGAAGAGUGAAAGUUUAUUGUCAUUUACCAAAUCAUGUUUGAAAAUGAAACAUUUAUGACAUUGCUGUGUUUGUGUAUCAGGAAUAUAAAAUGACUUAAGAUUUACCUUUUUCUAUGUAUUUUGAGAUACGGAGAAACUGACGUAAAAAUACCAGGAUUUUUUUAAUCUUUCAGAUUUAAACCAAAGCAUCUCCUCUGUAGGAAAGACGGCACUUACAUCACUGUAGUUUUAACUGUUGUGCACAAAACCUUCUCAAAUCAUAUUUGACAUAAACCGGAGUCAAAUCCUAGAAAUUGAUUUCUUAUUUCAAAAAGGCAUUACAUUUUUUCAUAAUAAUUGACUUUGUAAAAUGUAACUUUUCCUACAUAACCAUGAGAAACAGGUUAAAAACAAAGGGUGGGGGGGAGUGGAGGGUAGGGGAUCUUUAUUUCUGUGAGUAUAAACAUAACAGUGUAGCGUGUCCCUGUGAUCAUGAUUGGGACUUUUGUGAAUGCCUCAGAAAAGCAAGACAGCUCCUAUCAAGUGGUUUGUUGUCUUGGCCGUAUAGAAAGUUUUACGUGCGCACUUUGCCAGUUUUCUAAGCUCUUUUUACCCUAAAUCAUCAAAAUAAGAAAACUCUUGCAUGUAAACCAACUUUUUAUAACUUGUUAAUAUCUGAAAUUACCGUGCUCUUGACUUCAAAUCCAAGUUUUAAAAAUCUAUUUGAAAUCUUUAAAGUACUAUAUUAAACUCUUUAACAUAACACACUGUUACAUUCUUUGGUUUUAUAACUUGUGGUUAUACAUGUACAGAAGUUGGCCUGAACUAAUAUUUCACAUUUUCUUUCAUAGGUUUAAUUCUGUUAAAUUUUCCCUAUAUAACUAGUGACAUAGAUGUGUACGUUGUUAAAUCAUUUUUGUAAUUAUACUAUAAUUGGCUCUGGGAGAAAAAAGCUAUUUAGUUGCAAAAGAAAAUUCUUUCACCUAUUUAGUUUCAUAUAUCUUAUUCUAUGCUUCUUGUGGUCCUACUAUAACUUAUAUGAUAAAACUCCAUUUUCAGGGAUUUUUUUCACUGCAGAAAGUUUUCCUUAGAUAUAAAAAAUUUUAAGAACUGAAAGUAUAUUUGAAUUCUUACAGUAUAAGAUUAAGCCAACCACUUACUUGUCUUUUCCGUUUUGCCACUGAACUUGGGACACCACAGGUGCUUGAUAAAUACAUGUUGGUUGAAUGGUAUAAAUUGAUAUUUCAGCUUGAAAAUAAAAUGUACAAAUUAAA